Messenger RNA from Triticum urartu, 1714 nucleotides. The record is from RefSeq and is a predicted model, not a curated record. NCBI's taxonomy places the organism in Eukaryota, Viridiplantae, Streptophyta, Magnoliopsida, Poales, Poaceae.
ACGUUGCCCCUUGAAUUGAGCCGAACGCCAUUAGCUAUGGCUUCUGCUGAAGGAGGAGACAAGUACCGGUCGUUCCUGCACGGCGAUGGCGAGAAGAACACCGUGUGGAGGCAUGGAGCCCCUCCCAACUACGACCUGGUGAACAAGCUCUUCGAGGAAGAGAGGACCAAGGAAUGGCCGGAGGGGUCUCUGGAAGAGAAGGUGCAGCGCCUGCUCAAAAGCUGGGAGAUGGAGAUGGUCCACAAGGUGCGCCCCGAGGACCAGAAGAGCGCCAUCGGCGGCUACAACGCGUUCCUGGCGACCAAGCUGCCGCCGGAGCACCGCAUCUACGACCCGGACAAGGAGACGGUCGACUCCGGCAUGUCGACGUUCCUCACGGCGUUCCCCAGGGGCUUCGCCAUCGAGGUGCUGGACGUGUACAGCGGCCCGCCGAGGGUCGCCUUCAAGUUCCGGCACUGGGGUUACAUGGAGGGGCCGUUCAAGGGCCACCCCCCUCACGGCCACCGCGUCGAGUUCUUUGGCGUCUGCAUUUUCCACGUUGACGACGACACGAGGGUGGAGAAGGCCGAGUACUUCUACGAGCGUGGCAACUUCCUCGCGAGCUUCUUGAUAUCCUAAAUCGGCUUCAAAUUGACCAAGUCCACCAAAUCGAUCGCCCUCAUCCCACUCUCGUCCUCAGUUUCUUGCGUUUGAGUUGUCGCUUUCAUCCACUUUUGCUCCCUGUCCACGCCGCUGUCCUUGUCCGGCAUCGUAGAUGUCGACACCGAGCACCCCGUCCCCCACCGCCUCCAUGUGGGGGUACCGACCAUCGUCUCUUGCAAGGCGGAGAACAUCGCUCGAACAGAUUGGCGCAACCGGCAGCGCGUAAGGAAGUUACGAAGACGGUAGCUGCGGAGAGGGGAGUGGCGGAGAAGGCUAGAGACAUGGAUAUAUGUAUGUCUAGUCUGGCAACCGCCUCCGUGUCGUCCGCCGUGAAAUAACAAGGCGCCAAACUCUGUUCCACCACCCAAAUGGGCCAUCCCGGAUGGCUGGACGGAAGACGUCGCUACCGCGGAGACAAUGUAGGAGUCGCCGCAAUUCCAAAGGUUGCGGACAACAUUGUGAAACGUCGGCGCCGUGCAGGCCCACCUGUUAUUCAACGAUAUGCCCGACCAAGACCAGGUACAUUCUUGCCCCAUAUGACAUUGAAUCGCAUGCUUCGUUUGUUGCACAUGCCAUUGGAUAAAUCUAGGGAUGUAGUUUCAUUGCGGUGCAUAUUGUAGGACACAUUUAUGAUGGACAUGAUACAUGAUGGUCAAGAGUCUAUGCAUUAUGACUUAUUGAUACCAAUUCCCCAUGUAUGAAGUCGGGCAAACAUCGUAAAAAGGAAAGAACCAAAGGCAAGAGGUCCGGCAUUCACAAGCCAUGAGAAUGUGUUGUUAUGUGAAUCUUGGUUGGCCACAAGCAUGUAUCCAAUUUGUGGAACCGAGCAAAAGGGUGUUAAGUAUUGGUAAACAAAAUCCACAAAUACUACUAUGAACACAAGAAGUAUGUGCAGCCGAACUCUAUCCAUACCACUCGCAGUGAGGGCUCUUUCUAAUAUAGAUGGUCCAUGAUCCAAGAAAGCGUCAAAAAGUUUUGCGUUUACUAUACACAAGUGGUUGGCUGAACCAAAAUGAGAUUGGAGUCCAAAGCCAUGUUGACUUGCUUCACAUUGUCAUCAUUUGAAUUUCUA